GGAGAGUAGUCUCCGCGUUUACAAAGAUAAAACCGCUUCAUGAAGAUGUGGGUUUGUCAGGGUUUUCUUCCGCUCCUGUUUUUGCCAUUGGCCCGGGAACAGAGUGUUACUGCCGGUGCCAGCCCAGAAGGAGCUGCGGGUCGCUCUCAGAGUGUCGCUUCCUCUCCGGGUCGGAGCGACUCUUUGGCCUGGAAGCUGGAAGAAGAGACGCGUGAGGACCCGACUCGGCUGAAGGUGCUGAAGUAUCUCAGUGAACAUCCAGAGCUCUUCCAGGACGGAAGGGUGGAGGUGCAGAGGCUUUUCCAGCAGGAGGCACUGAAUGUGAAACUGGAGCCUGAGCUGCAGAGGUGCUGCAUGACUGACCUGGAGAAGUGGUGCAGCGAGGAAGUGGCGUCCGGGUGGGACCUGGAGUGCCUGCAGGACCGUCUGGUGGACUUGAGCCCCGACUGCAGGGACGUGGUGGGAAACCUGACCGAGCUGCAGUCGCAGGAUAUUAGGAGAAACGCACUGCUGAUGAGAGCUUGUGAUGCCGUCAUUCAGGCCCAAUGCCAUGAGGUGGCUGAAAACCCGAUCGACGCCGGUGACCUGAUGGCGUGUUUGGUUCAGAACAAACACCACAGGGUGACGAGUGAGAAGUGUGCCGUGGGCGUGACUCGCUUCCAGCUGAUUCAAAUGGGAGAUUUCAGCUUCUCCUACAAGUUCAAGACGGCCUGCGAGGAGGACGUCCUCAGACUGUGUCCCAACAUGAGGAAGAAGGUGGAUGUCAUGAUCUGCCUCGGCACUGCUGUAAGGAACGCCACGAUGUGGUACGCAGUGGAGCGGCAAGUGUCCCCCAGAUGUCGGCAACAGCUGAGGGUGGAGGAGGUGGCGAUGUCAGAGGACAUCCGUCUGCAGCCCGAGCUGCACGACUUCUGUAGGCAGGACAUCUACAGGCUGUGUCAGAACGUGGCCUUCGGAAACGCACAGGUCAUCGAGUGUCUAAAGGAGAACAAGCGUCUCCUGGCUUGGCGAUGUCACCAGAAGGUGUUCAGGCUGCAAGAGGCUGAGAUGAUCGUACCUGAGCUGGACUAUCUGAUGAGAGUCUGCAAGAACAUGAUCUGGCGUUUCUGUCAAGAGACGGACGGCAGCAACAUUCUUCAGUGUCUGAAGCAGAACAAGAACAGUGAGUGGAUGGAUCCCAAAUGCAAACGGAUGAUCAUCAACAGACAGCUCACCCAGAACACAGACUACAGGUUGAACCCGGUGCUGAGGAGAGCCUGCAGAGCUGACAUCCCAAAGUUCUGCCAGUCCAUCCUGAACCAGGCAGCCGUUGAUGUUGAGCUGGAGGGUCAGGUCAUCUCAUGCCUCAAACUUAAAUACGCCGACCAGCAUUUGUCUCCUGACUGUGAGGAUCAGAUUCGAGUCAUUCUGCAGGAAUCGGCGCUGGACUACAGACUGGACCCACAACUGCAGAUCCACUGCUCAGAAGAGAUCAGCAGGCUGUGUCCAGAAGAGGCAGCAGCUCAGGAGCAGUCGGGACAGGUAACAGAGUGUCUGAAGAUCAAUAUCCUGAAGAUCAAACUGGAAGGCUGUAAGAUGGAGGUGUUCAACAUGCUGAAGGUGAGUAAGGCGGACGUCUUUGUCGACCCCGUCCUUCACACGGCCUGCGCUCUGGACAUCAAACACCACUGUGCUGCCAUGCCACCCGGCCUAGGACGGCAGAUGUCGUGCCUGAUGGAGGCGCUACAGGACAGACGUAUUCAUCUGCAGCCUGAAUGCAAGAAGAAACUUCAGGAUCACAUCGAUAUGUGGAGCUACGCUGCCAAGAUGUCACCGCAGUUUCAGGAGUUUCCAAUAAUGGAGGAGAGAGGAGGACCACAAGUCUCACGUAUGCUCGUAAUUGCAUCCGUGAGCCUCCUCUUAUUUACCGUCUGUUGCACACUGAUGUAUGUUAAACAAAAACAAACAAAACCAUCUAAAUAUGACAUUUUAUAUUAAAUAUUUUCUAUCAAAACUUUACAUUAGUGCUUUCUGUGAAACAUCAGAUCUGCAUUUGGGUUAGUUGUAACAGUUUCACACCAUGUUUCAGCACACCUGCUUCUCAUAUGCAGCUUGUUUAAAAACAAGCAUCACAAUUUUUUUGAAUAUCAAGAUAUUAUAAUUUCACCUGAUCCUAUAAAAUCUUCUGUAUUAAUGUCAUGAUGAAUAUUUUGGAAUGAAAGAGAAUGUGGAUAGAAUUGAUGGAAAUGAGGUUUCUGCAGAGGGUGGCUGGAUAGAGUGAGGAGUUCAUCCAUCGGAGAGCGGCUCAGAGGAGAGCUGCUGCUCCUCCAGACUGAAAGGAGCCGGUUGUCGGUAUAAGGUCACACGGGUUUCAUUUCCCCAUUCAUUGCUCCUUUGUCUUUUGUGAGUGCGGUAUCAGGUGCCAAUGCUCUUAUUUGUUGGGAGGUAACCAGGUGGUUUUGAUCAGGCGCUACAACAGUUACAGGAUAGUCAAGUUUUAUUGUGCUCUGGGCUGCAUUUGCUUGUAUUUUCUGGGGGGGGAGCGGGUUGCCUUUUAACAAAUGUGUUUAAUAAAGGUAUUUUAAUACUGGAA
Molecule: messenger RNA, 2572 nt
Organism: Oreochromis niloticus (Nile tilapia)
Lineage: Eukaryota; Metazoa; Chordata; Actinopteri; Cichliformes; Cichlidae
Product: Golgi apparatus protein 1
Cellular component (GO): Golgi membrane
Molecular function (GO): fibroblast growth factor binding
Source: RefSeq, a predicted model, not a curated record